Molecule: messenger RNA, 4037 nt
Organism: Hordeum vulgare subsp. vulgare (domesticated barley)
Lineage: Eukaryota; Viridiplantae; Streptophyta; Magnoliopsida; Poales; Poaceae
Product: serine/threonine-protein phosphatase BSL2 homolog
Exons: 21
Coding region: 369-3338 (989 amino acids)
Biological process (GO): brassinosteroid mediated signaling pathway
Molecular function (GO): phosphoprotein phosphatase activity; protein binding
Source: RefSeq, a predicted model, not a curated record
GUCCGUCCGUCCCUCGCCCCUCGCCGCCGUCCCCGUCACCUGCUCCACCACCCCUCGGCCCGCGACCAGACGGACAAUCUUCCGCCCCGGUCCCCGAGCUCCGCCGUUAUCCCGCGCCCGGCCCCCCCGCCGCCCGCGCGAAUUCCCAAAUCCCCAGGGGCUCGCGCGCGCUCGCCUCCGUCCGUCCCACGCCCCCCACUCGCGAUCCCAUCUCCUCGCGCGGCGGCCGGCGGAGCCUAGGGUUCAGGCGAUGGAGGCCGCCGGGGACCGGUGAGCUCCCCUGAAGGCGGCUGGCGUAGCUUCCCCGUGGGCGCGCGCGCGGGGGGAUCCCGAGCUCGCGGAAACCCUAGCUGGCUGCGACGGCGGCCAUGGACGUGGACGCGCGGAUGGCCACGGAGUCGGACUCCGACUCCGACGCGGCGGCGCAGGCCGGCGGCACCGUCAGCGUCCCCGUCAGCGGGACCGAGACCCCCUCUGUGUCGCCGCCGCCCGAGGCUGCGGCGGCUCCUCUGGCGGCCCCGGUGGCCGGGCCGAGGCCGGCCCCCGGGUACACGGUGGUGGACGCGUUGAUGGACAAGAAGGAGGACGGGCCUGGGUGCCGCUGCGGGCACACGCUCACGGCCGUGCCUGCCGUCGGGGAGGAGGGCUCCCCGGGCUACAUAGGCCAGCGGCUGAUCCUCUUCGGCGGCGCCACCGCGCUCGAGGGCAACAACGCCACGCCACCCUCGUCGGCCGGGAGCGCCGGGAUCCGUCUUGCUGGUGCCACCGCAGAUGUUCACUGUUACGAUGUGUUAUCAAAUAAAUGGACCAGGCUUACUCCACUUGGUGAACCUCCUUCACCAAGAGCUGCACAUGUAGCAACUGCUGUUGGAACCAUGGUGGUCAUUCAGGGUGGUAUAGGCCCUGCUGGUUUAUCUGCAGAGGACCUUCAUGUUUUGGAUCUUACACAACAACGUCCGCGAUGGCACAGAGUGGUGGUUCAAGGGCCUGGUCCUGGUCCACGAUACGGGCAUGUUAUGGCCUUGGUUGGGCAGCGAUUCUUGUUGACCAUUGGUGGAAAUGAUGGAAAGCGUCCUCUGGCAGACGUUUGGGCCCUUGAUACUGCAGCAAAGCCAUAUGAAUGGAGGAAACUUGAACCAGAAGGCGAAGGACCACCUCCUUGCAUGUAUGCAACUGCAAGUGCCCGCUCUGAUGGUCUUCUUUUGCUCUGUGGUGGGAGGGACACUAACAGUGUGCCUCUUUCAAGUGCGUACGGUCUUGCAAAGCAUAGGGAUGGGCGCUGGGAGUGGGCAAUUGCCCCUGGUGUCUCUCCAUCACCCAGAUAUCAACAUGCAGCAGUUUUUGUCAAUGCUCGACUUCAUGUCUCAGGAGGGGCGCUUGGAGGCGGUCGCAUGGUAGAAGACUCAUCUAGCGUGGCAGUGUUGGACACUGCUGCUGGAGUUUGGUGCGACACAAAAUCAGUAGUUACAACUCCAAGGACAGGAAGAUAUAGUGCAGAUGCAGCUGGUGGUGAGGCUACUGGAGAGCUUACAAGAAGGUGCAGGCAUGCAGCUGCUGCAGUUGGUGAUUUGAUAUUCAUUUAUGGAGGUUUACGGGGAGGUGUGUUGCUAGAUGACCUUCUUGCUGCAGAAGAUCUUGCUGCUGCUGAAACAACAAGUGCAGCUAACCAUGCAGCUGCAGCUGCCGCUAACAUGCAAGCUGGAGGAACACCUGGCAGAUUUGCUUACAAUGAUGAGCAAACAGGGCAAACGACUACAGAAACAACUGCUGAUGGAGCUGUGGUUCUUGGAACCCCAGUUGCACCUCCUGUUAAUGGGGAUGUGUAUACUGAUAUCAGCCCUGAGAAUGCAGUGAUCCAGGGACAGAGGAGAUCGAGCAAAGGUGUUGAUUAUUUGGUCGAAGCAUCUGCUGCAGAGGCUGAGGCAAUCAGUGCUACUUUGGCUGCUGUAAAGGCCAGGCAAGUUAAUGGUGAGAUGGAGCAUUCACCUGACUCUCCAGACGCCACACAAAGUGGGAAGCUAAAUUCAAGCCUUAUCAAACCAGAUGUUGCUCUUGCAAACAAUUCAACACCACCUCCCGGGGUUCGGUUACACCAUAGAGCAGUUGUGGUAGCAGCAGAAACAGGAGGUGCCUUAGGUGGCAUGGUUAGGCAGCUGUCAAUUGAUCAGUUUGAAAAUGAAGGAAGAAGGGUUAUCUAUGGCACUCCUGAGAAUGCAACUGCAGCUAGAAAAUUACUGGAUAGACAAAUGUCUAUUAAUAGUGUGCCCAAAAAGGUAAUUGCCUCUCUCUUGAAACCCCGUGGUUGGAAGCCCCCUGUACGAAGGCAAUUCUUCCUGGACUGUAAUGAGAUAGCAGAUCUGUGUGAUAGUGCCGAAAGGAUAUUUUCAAGUGAACCAAGUGUCAUAAAGCUUAAAGCUCCCAUUAAGAUAUUUGGUGAUUUGCAUGGUCAAUUUGGUGACUUAAUGCGCUUAUUCGACGAGUAUGGUGCUCCCUCAACAGCAGGAGAUAUUGCUUACAUUGAUUAUCUCUUCUUGGGAGACUAUGUUGAUCGUGGUCAACAUAGUUUAGAGACUAUUACUCUUCUCCUUGCACUGAAGGUUGAAUAUCCUCAAAACGUGCAUUUGAUUCGAGGAAAUCAUGAGGCGGCAGAUAUCAAUGCGCUGUUUGGAUUCCGGAUAGAGUGCAUAGAGCGAAUGGGUGAGCGAGAUGGAAUUUGGACCUGGCAUCGCGUGAAUAGGUUAUUUAAUUGGCUUCCUUUGGCUGCCCUAAUAGAGAAGAAAAUAAUAUGCAUGCAUGGUGGGAUUGGACGUUCCAUCAACCACAUAGAGCAAAUUGAAAAUCUUCAAAGACCGAUUACCAUGGAAGCAGGCUCAGUUGUUCUAAUGGAUCUUCUAUGGUCAGAUCCAACUGAGAAUGACAGUGUUGAAGGACUAAGACCAAAUGCUCGGGGCCCAGGUCUUGUCACCUUCGGGCCUGACCGUGUUAUGGAGUUCUGCAACAACAAUGACCUGCAGUUAAUUGUGCGAGCACAUGAGUGUGUGAUGGAUGGCUUUGAGCGUUUUGCCCAAGGUCACUUGAUCACCCUCUUCUCGGCAACAAACUACUGUGGUACGGCAAACAACGCAGGUGCAAUCUUAGUUCUGGGAAGGGAUCUUGUGGUUGUCCCAAAACUCAUUCAUCCUUUGCCACCUGCCAUUACAUCUCCUGAGACAUCCCCGGAGCACCAUAUUGAGGACACAUGGAUGCAGGAACUAAACGCCAACAGGCCACCAACUCCAACCAGGGGCCGCCCUCAAGCAGCUAACAAUGACCGAGCAGGCCCUCUUGCAUGGAUAUAGCAGCUUCGCGGCAUGCUGAAGCAACCUGUUCUAUGUCUCCGUCAGUGGGUUCUGGCUAUAUUUAUCAUUCUGUCCCACAGGCGGAUGAUCUUAUGCCCAGGUGACAUGCUAUCCCACAACAACAAUGGCAACAGGAUAUCUUUUGCGGGGAUCAUCUAAGCUUAGCGAUCUGAGGGCAAAAGCGGAGAAGUUUUGUGGAUCACCGCGGACAGAGCUCUCCAAGCUUUUUCCCUAAACAUGACAAGCAGAGGAGCUGACCAUCGGCUUACCGAUAGAUCCUGCCUGCUAGGCUUCACCUGUACAUAUGCUCAGAUGCCAGCCGGCAGAUAGGUGGGGUGUAUGUUGUUUUGUCGACAGAUUGGAGGGGGUGGCAGAAGGGGAUGAUAGUGUUAUUGUACUAGGUAUUCUUUUCCUGUGUCUAGUUUCUUUUUCCCAACAUGUUGCAAAGUAAUGGAGUGGCCAAAAGGAGGAGUAAACUUAUUUGAUGGGGGCCUGUCUGUCUGUCUGCCAGCCCUUGUAAAAUAGCGGUAUUCACCUGUUUGUGUUGUCACACUGCCCCCUCAUCUCACUGUAAUCUUUGUCUCUGGUGCUUGUGUACAAUACCAUUCUUUUUUUUCUGUUUAAAGGUUUUUGGUGGUGGUGAACACAAUUGGUGUUUUAAUUUAAUUUAUUGUAGGUCUACAAGCUGUUCAGUUUUUA